Molecule: messenger RNA, 4996 nt
Organism: Falco peregrinus (peregrine falcon)
Lineage: Eukaryota; Metazoa; Chordata; Aves; Falconiformes; Falconidae
Gene: CDHR1
Product: cadherin related family member 1
Biological process (GO): adherens junction organization; cell morphogenesis; multicellular organism development
Cellular component (GO): catenin complex; adherens junction; plasma membrane
Molecular function (GO): calcium ion binding; cadherin binding
Source: RefSeq, a predicted model, not a curated record
UUCUUCACUACAUCAGUCUGAAGGACACUUUCCUGGACCUUUCAGAGAGGAAAAAAUAUAUCCCAGUCCCUUGAAGCAGAGAAAAAAAUUGGCCCGUUCUUCAGUGGGAUGAAGCAUGUAAGGCAUUUCAGCCCCUCCUUAUUUCUCAGUUUGAUGCACGUUUGCCUGGUUCAGGCAAAUUAUGCCCCCUAUUUCUUCGAUAAUGGAGCCAGAAGCACGAAUGGGAACAUGGCACUUCUCAGCCUUUCGGAGGACACACCUGUUGGUACCCAUGUGUACACUCUGAAUGGAAGUGAUCCAGAAGGAGAUCCCGUGACGUACGGCCUGGCCUAUGAAGCUGGAUCAAGACGCUACUUUUCUGUUGAUGAGGACCUUGGAAAUGUUACGCUGAUCGAGGAGCUCGACAGAGAGAAGGAAGAUGAGAUUGAAGUUAUUGUCCGCAUUUCAGAUGGCCUGAGUACAGUUUCUGAAAAAGUCAGGAUCCUUGUAAUGGAUGCUAAUGAUGAGAGCCCGGAGUUCAUCAAUACACCUUACAUAGUCCAAGUCCCAGAGAACACUCCCUCCGGCAGCAGUAUCUUUAAGAUUGAGGCAGUGGACAAAGACACAGGUUCUGGAGGAAGUAUCACGUACUUCUUGCAGAACUUCCAUGCUAAUAAGUUUACCAUAGACCGUCACAGCGGUGUCCUGCGCAUCAAAACAGGGGUCACCCUGGACUACGAGAAAUCGAGAACGCAUUUUGUUGUCGUCAUAGCCAAGGAUGGUGGUGGUAAGCUCAGGGGAGACAACAAAGUGUUUUCAGCCACAACAACUGUUACUGUCAACGUGGAGGAUGUUCAGGACACCCCUCCCAUGUUCAUUGGGACUCCCUACUACGGCUAUGUCUAUGAGGAUACGCUCGCAGGCUCUGAGGUCCUUACUGUUGUUGCUCUUGAUGGAGACAGAGGAAAGCCUAACAGUAUUCAUUACUGCAUCGUAAAUGGAAGUGAAGAUUCAUUUGAAAUUGGCAACACAACUGGAGCCAUUUCUGUUAUAAAAAGCCCAAAUCAGCUCAAGAAAGAAGUGUAUGAACUAAAAGUUCAGGCAACAGAAGUCAGUCAGGAAGGUGAGACCUCCGUGUACGCUUUUGCCAUGGUGACUAUACGGGUAGUCGACCUCAACAACCAUCCACCAACGUUCUAUGGAGAAAAUGGUCCCCAGAACAAAUUUGAACUGACCAUGUAUGAGCACCCACCAGAAGGUGAAAUCUUGAGGGGACUCAAGAUUACAGUCAAUGAUUCAGAUCAGGGAGCCAAUGCUAAAUUCAACCUCCGUCUUAUUGGACCUGGUGGCAUCUUCCGAGUGGUCCCCCAAACUGUCCUGAAUGAGGCUCAGGUUACAAUAAUAGUGGAAAAUUCUGCUGCUAUUGACUAUGAAAAAUUCAAGUUGUUAACCUUCAAGCUUCUUGCAAUAGAGGUGAACACACCAGAGAAAUUCAGCUCGACGGCUGAUGUAGUGAUACGCUUGCUGGAUACGAAUGACAAUGUCCCAAAGUUCUCCUCCGAUUACUACAUUGCCAGGAUCCCUGAGAACUCCCCGGGAGGCUCUAACGUAGUUGCUGUUACAGCUACAGAUCCAGAUUCAGGGCUUUGGGGAGAAGUCAAGUACUCUAUCUAUGGAACAGGAGCAGAUCUGUUCCUAAUCCACCCAUCAACUGGUAUAAUUUACACCCAGCCCUGGGCUGUAUUAGAUGCUGAAGUGAACUCAAAGUAUAAUUUCUAUGUGAAGGCAGAGGACACGGAUGGGAAAUACAGCCUGGCUGAAGUGUUUAUCACUGUGCUAGAUGUCAAUGACCACUCUCCAGAGUUCAAUGAAAACAUCCAGGAAAAGACAAUGAUUAUCGGGUCACCAGUGAAGAUCGAGGCUAUAGAUCAAGAUGCAGAAGAACCCAACAACAUUGUGGAUUAUUCCAUCAUGCAAGCAGAUCCAGCCAACGUGUUUGACAUAGACCAAAGCACUGGGGAAAUCAAGCUGAAAUCCUAUAUCCGUUCCCUGGACAUCAUCCACAACAUCACAAAGAAUAAAGACUGCAUCUGGUCGGUGGUGGUGCAGGCCAAAGACCGAGGCUCCCCGUCCUUCAGUACCACGGCAGUUCUGAAGAUUGAUAUCACAGAGGAGACUCUUCACAAAGGGCCUAUGGCCGCCUUUUUGAUGCAAACUAAAGAUAACCCCAUGAAAGCCUUAGGAGUGCUAGCUGGUGUCAUGGGCAUAAUGGUGCUGAUAACUAUCAUGAUCUCUACUGCCAUGUUCUGGCGCAACAAGCGGUCCAACAAAAUCAUGCCGGUAAGAAGGAUCAUAAAAAAGAGGCAGACCCCACAGCCCCGGGCAGUCAGGAUGGAGUGGCUGAAGUUCAAGAUACCCAGCAAUGCUGCGGAUAAGUUUGUCGUUGAAGACGAUGCCAAGAGCCUACAGAACGAGAACAGCAACAACAACAUCCAGGCUGCCCCCGUGCCACCGCCCACCCCCUUGCCCCCGCCGCCCCCCGCCCUGGCUCCCAAGGGUGAUGCCCCAGGGUGGCGGGUGCCAACUGUGUCUGGCUCCCUCACUCCCAAGUUCAUAAACAAACAGAAGAAGAGAGGUCAUGGCAGUGCCCACAAUGCCCUCGUGUCAGAGCUCAAAAUGAGGUUUGAGAAGAGGAACGCAGCUAUUGGUGAGCCCCACAUCUAGGUGCUCCUGGCAGCCCCCAGAGACUGCGGAUUGAGGCUGUGCAUGGAUAUGUUUAUGUGCUGUGGUCUCCCCCGUGUCUGUCAGCACCCCAUGAUCCGACAGCAACUUCUCGCUGUGAUAGCCACCCCUCACCUUCAGCAAGUAUUACAUGCUACAGAGUCACCCCACCCACAGCAAACGCUGCGGUCUGUGUCCAGUUGUGAGUGUGGUUCCUUCAGCUCGUGUCCCAGCACUGGUCCCUCCCUGCAGCUGUUGGAUCGGGGUGCUGAGUACCCUCACGCCAGCCACAGUCUCUCCACAUGAACGGGGAUUCAGGUUGCCCCCCAGUUUGGAGGUCCCUACCCCAGAGUCCGGGUUUUCAAACAAGGCGCUCUGCAGCCAAGGCACUGAAGGAUGCCACUUCUGACCUGGUCUGGCAGGUGGGUUUGAGGUGUCCAAGAACCUGACACUUCAAACCCCAGCCCCACUUUAGAAGACUGUGGCACCAGCACUACAUCAAGGGCCGGGUGUCCUACAGCAGCGAUGCUGCAAGAGAGUAGUGUGUAGCUGGUACCCGCUGUCCUCAGGGUGCGACGCAUUUUGCAACAGCUGGCGGAGCGAUGUGCUCAUGGCCUGAGUACCUCCAUUCCCAAAAGGUAAGCGAGCAGGCUUGGAGAAGUUCUUCGUUUAUCCUGCAGCUUAUGCUGGGUUUUGCCAGAGUACGUUGACAUGAUGCUGUGCUUUGCUGCUGUCCUGGACUUGCCUGCUAAUUGGGGGACGGGGGGUCCACCACAGCCUUGUGUAGACCAGCUGGGCAAGAUUUGGGCGCAGAAGUUCAAUAGCCGCACUCACCCAGUACUGUCUCCUUCCGACACCACGUCCCCUAAGGAGGGAGAAGCUGGCAGGAGAAAGACAUGAUUAAAGCAGCAGCGAAGACAAGGUAAAACUGAGAGAAAAAUGAUAAGUGAAAAGUAUAGACAAGUGCUGGGAAGUUGCAUAGGUUGGUCAGGGAAGUGUCUGGAAAGAUCAUUUGGUUUUGUAGAUGAGCAGGAGGUGUCAGGAAAUGCGUUUCAUCAGCUUACCUGGCUUGCUCCAGGGACUGGUGAGUGAAAAAGGAGGUUUCCAUAGAAUAUUCUGUUUUUUCCUGUCAGUAUUUUUGAGUGAAUUAUGCAGCAGCUAAUGGUGUGUGUGUGUGUGUGUGUGUGUGUGUGUGUGUGCAGAGCAGCUGAUGCUUUGUUUUCCUGUUACGUGAUGGUAAAAAGGCACCAAAGGCAGAGCACUUUUCCCCUGGAUCUAUCCCAUAGUUUCUCUCUCGUGUUUGUUUCUGAGGAGAUGUUUUUCAGCUGGCCUGGCUGUUUCCCUUCCCUUGGGGAGAAGGCAGUAUGCACCAGGCUGGCUGGGGAGCAGCAUCCUGCACCCUCUGCCCGAGCCCUGGCCCCCCAGGGCAGCUGUGCUGUCAUGGAUCAGCACCGUGGACAUCAAGAUGGGGAACAAACCUGACAGGACAGGACACAAGAGGUUCAUGAGACUGUUCUCCAGCUGUCAUUUCAGCUGGACCAGCAGACCUAACCCCCAGGGCCUCCUCUCACCCUGUUAGCUAGUCUAAUUCCCUUUUUUUGCAUCAGGUCUUCAUCAGCUUAGGGGAUAGCUGGUUGAAUAAGAAGUUACCUACCUACCGGGAAAAUCCUGUAUUUUUUAACUUUGGUUCAAUCCACCUAGAAGCCAGAGGGUGACCAUCGCUCAUGCCACCCAUGGGCUGAGCCAGGAGCUGUGGCCAAGAGGUGCAGCAGGGUCCGAGCUGGGGGUGUGGCAGCAGCGCUGCUCCCAUAGUCUCUCCUGCUGCAUCUCAUAUUUCCUCCACCGUUUUCUUGCUCAUCCCUCUUCCCAGGGCUGCGUGGUGUCAGGCCCAGGCUCUCACGGUGUAUUCAGUCACCUCACCCUUGUCCUCCGGCUGUGAGCCGGUGGGACGGGUGGGAUGCAGCCCACAGCCAGCUCCCGCUGCCCUGUGUGAGCACAUGCCUUCUGCUGCUUGUGUCUCUGCCAGGCUCUGCAGCGUUUCCUGAGGUACCAAACGUUUGUGAUUUAUUCCUUGUACUACUGUUUUCCCCGAUGUUGUGUUGAAGCCGGUAUUCAAUGUUCAUUCUCUAACGAGGAAAGCCUAUAAAGACCAUUGAAUUAAGUGAGAUUUAACAGGAAUUAUAGGCUUUUAGUCUUAGAGAUUAUAUUUAAGAGGGAAUAAAGAUGUUUUAUUACUAUGUUGUGAGACCCUUUUCCAGUUACUCUGUAUUUCAACUUCGAGGGACGGGUUUGUAUA